CGCUCUGAGAGGGGGAGGAGGAGGACAGUCGGGGGAGGACAGAGGGGGAGGACAGGAGGAGAGGAGGGAGUCCGGGGACGUUCAGUCAUUGUUACGACUCGAGGAGCGGCAGAGACCCCGUCGGUACACGUGAAUUCACGGCUCCACGUCCAGACUGAGCAUCAGCGGCCGUCCCUGAUAUCCAUACAGAGCUUUGUCGAGGCAGCAGAGGAGUGGGAAGCGUUCACGGCAUCUUAAAGGACCACAGCGUCUCUGGGCUGAUGGAGGCCUCGUGGCCCACGGUGUAGACGCUGACUGGAGUCUCCACGGCGAUGGAUGCAGCCAGCUUCUACCAUGGAUUACCAUUCCAGACUGUUUCUGUGUGAUCUGACGGGGAGGAAGAGGCUCCCAGACAGUCCUUAAGCCUCCCGCUUUGCCUUCGUCUUCCUGCUGCCUCCGUCCUGCUGUCAUGGACCUCCUGUGGGUGCUCUCCGUCUCCAUGCUGACGGCGUGCGUCGCCAUCCCCAUGGACGCGGCGGCCGGCAGCCACAGCCUGUUCACCUGCGAGCCCAUCACCCUGCGCAUGUGUCAGGGGCUGCCCUACAACUCCACCUUCAUGCCCAACGUGCUCAACCACUACGACCAGCAGACCGCCGCCCUCGCCAUGGAGCCGUUCCAUCCCAUGGUGAACCUGCAGUGCUCUCCGGAGCUCAGGAUGUUCCUCUGCGCCCUUUACGCCCCGGUGUGCACUGAGUAUGGCCGCAUGACGCUGCCCUGUCGCCGCCUCUGUCUGCAGGCCAAGAGCGACUGCUACAAACUAAUGGACAUGUUCGGUGUCAGCUGGCCAGAGGAGAUGGACUGCAACAGGUUCCCGGACUGUGACGAGCCCUACCCCCGUCCUGUGGACCUCCUGUCCGGCUCGGACACCACCGACUCGCCCAUCUCCGUCCAGAGAGACUACGGCUUCUGGUGUCCCCGCGAGCUGAAGAUCGACCCUGAGCUCGGCUACUCCUUCAUGGGGGUCCGUGACUGCUCCCCCCCGUGCCCCAACAUGUACUUCACCCGAGAGGAGCUCGCAUUCGCCCGCUACUUCAUUGGGGUGGUUUCCAUCGUCUGCCUGUCCGCCACCCUCUUCACCUUCCUGACGUUCCUCAUCGACGUGUCUCGGUUCCGCUACCCGGAGCGACCGAUUAUUUUCUACGCUGUGUGCUACAUGAUGGUGUCCCUGGUGUUCUUCCUGGGAUUCCUGCUGGAGGACAGAGUUUCCUGCAACGCAUCGAGUCCCGGGAGGUUCAGGGCUUCGACGGUGACUCAAGGCUCCCAUAAUAAGGCCUGCACUCUGCUCUUCAUGGUGCUGUACUUCUUCACCAUGGCCGGCAGCGUCUGGUGGGUUAUUCUGACCAUCACCUGGUUCCUGGCUGCUGUUCCAAAGUGGGGCAGUGAAGCCAUAGAGAAGAAGGCCCUCCUCUUCCAUGCUUGUGCCUGGGGCGUUCCCGGAGUCCUCACCGUCACUCUGCUGGCCAUGAACAAGAUCGAGGGAGACAGCGUCAGCGGCGUUUGUUUCGUUGGGCUCUAUAACCUGACAGCUCUGCGCUGGUUCCUGCUGGCUCCACUGGGACUGGAUGUAGUGGUCGGUGUGGCGCUGCUGCUGGCAGGUAUUGCCGCUCUGAACCGAGUCCGCAUGGAGAUCCCGCUGGAGAAGGAGAACCAGGAGAAGCUGGUGAAGUUCAUGAUUCGUAUCGGCGUGUUCUCCGUGCUCUACCUGGUUCCUCUGCUGACCGUUCUGGCCUGUUACCUCUACGAGAACAGCUACAGAGCCGUCUGGGAGACGACGUGGGUCCAGGAGAAGUGUCGAGACUACCACAUCCCCUGUCCCUAUCAGGUGGAGCGGACCAGCCGUCCUGACCUGGCCUUGUUCCUCAUCAAGUACCUGAUGAUGCUGAUCGUUGGGAUCCCGUCGGUGUUCUGGGUGGGCAGCAAGAAGACCUGCUUCGAGUGGGCCAGCUUCUUCCACGGCAAGAGACGCAAAGAAGCAUUAACCCCCUCUCCCACCGCCUGCUCCACACACUCCUCCAUCCUCUUCUACCACUCCCCUCACCCCGCCACCUUCCCCCUCUCCCUCCCCACCCUCCUGCGCCUCUCCCUGCCGACACUCCCCUUCCCCUCCUCCUCCUCCUCCUCCUCCUCCUCACCCUCCUCCCCUCCGUCUUCCUUCCCCUGCUGCAGUGGGAUGGUCAACGAGAGCCGGCAGGUCCUCCAGGAGCCCGACUUCGCCCAGCUGCUGCUCCGGGACCCCAACACGCCCAUCGUGAGGAAGUCCAGGGGCACCUCCACCCAGGGCACCUCCACCCACGCCUCCUCCACCCACCUGGCCAUGCUGGACGAGCCUCCUAGCGGCAGCACCAGCCGGGCCGGGUCGGUCCGAAGCGCUCGCUCUAAGAUGAGCAGCUACCACGGCAGCCUGCACCGGUCCAGAGACGGCAGAUACACCGCCUCCAGUUUCCGAGCUGCAGACGAGCGGCUGCCGUACGGAAGCAUGCCGAAGCUCAGCGACCAAUCCCAGUCCAGACACUGCAGCACCAACCGGCUGGACAGUCUGUCCCGUCACGGAUCCACCCAGCGGCUGGAGAUCCAGUCCAGGAACAGCAGCUUCAGAGACCUGAGCGGAGCCACCCACCCUGGAAACGGGAUCCACAGAGUCCUGGAGGAGGACGGGGCGACGGCCUGAACCGAUUUAAGGAAGAUUCUUGUUCUAAGAAGCUCCAGAACGUGUGAGGAGCUCCACUGUUUUAUCUGAUGGAUCCUGAGGAGGAUGAACUCACUGAGGGCUGGAAAUGUUGCCUUAAAACGUCCUCUCGGAUGGAUUCUGUCCUCAUGCUGUCAUCUAAACGCCCAAACUUCACUUCCGAGCCAGAGAACUGAACGUGACGCUGACAGACGCACUGGAUGGUUUUUCUACUGGACUUUGUUUAAAGGACUGAAUAGAACUGAAUGAGGAGGGAGGAAGCAGAGUAUUCUAACUACUCCUCACCUCUGACAUCCCUGAUUCUAAACAUCUGCCCACUUAAAACCCUUUUAUUCACAAACAUUGGAACAUUUUCACACCCAGUUUGAAACUCACCGAGGCUCUGUGUGUCUCCUAAAGCUUUACAGAAAGCCUUUUUACAAACGUUUUUUAUUGUCGAGGUGCUUUAUUGCACCCGAGCAACUCUGUGUGGAUCUGUGGUUUACAGUUUUGAAUGCAAAGGGCUUAAAAUAGAGGAAAAAAAGCUGAAUCCAAACUCCUGCCUUACGACUGUGUGUUCAGACAGAACGCAAAGAGGGUUUAAGAGACGCAGAAACUAAAUGCAAACGAGACAAAAAGGGAAAAAAUCACAUGAAAACAACAAGAGUUUGUCUGUUUGUUUUCUAAGCUUGACAUGAAAGAAGUUUUUUUGUUUGUUUUGAAAAAAUAUAUUCCAAAGUUUUGUUUUUCCAAGUUCUCCCGGCUUUCCGUUUACUAGACCCGAGUAGAAAUGAUUUAGAAUUCAUCACAAAUCUGGCUUCAAAAACAGAAGCUUAACAAGCACGGAUGAACAAAAGGUGACAUUUUAUUUAAAAAGACCUUUGUUCGUGGCCAAUCAAAAACUUUGGAAUGUCAGGAUUGUUUUCCUUCCUUCAAGAACGUGAAGUUUCAUCUCCAAGUCCUUGGACGUCUGUCUGUAGGUAAAAAGGUCCGUGGUAGCUACGCUGUAAGGACUGUUUGUGUGUCGAUACGCCCUGCUGCACGUUUAUGGAAAGAGUUGUUCUAGCAAAAUAGAAAAGUUGUAUGAAGGCCAGUUCAUGUUCCACGUGUCCGUAAGGGUGGACGGAAACAAGUGAUUGUCGUAGGAGAUUCUUUCCUAAAUCAUAAUUAAAAGAAUUUUAAUUGAAGUCAGACUUUAGAUGGUUUCUGCAGAAAUCAGCCAAAUUUAAUGCUUCUUAAUGAUUAAUUGCCACCAGCAAUUAUCCCAAUGCAUGGCAUGUUUACGCAGACGCACACAUCUGACGAACUGCAGUCUAGAAUUAUAGAUCAUCAAAUAUUUUUCUUGAAAACUGCAGAAAGAAUUUUUAAGGCCACUGAGAAUCUAAUGUAAUGAUUUUAACCCCAUUUACGGCCUUACUUUUUUUGCAAAAUCGAUUUAAUUAAGAUGAAUGCUCGGCAGAAACCCUUAGAGGAGCUUUGAGAAGCUCUGAAGUCUCCAGAAGUCCCGUGUUACGUCCAAAAGCUCGAGACACCUCAAGAAAACCGCUGGAAAAACGGGAGAAGUGUAGAUUCAGAGCUUUUUAAAACAUUCCCCAGCAGUCCUCGGUGUUUUCUGGAACUGAUAAAAGAGAAAGUUUAACAUGAAGCGACCUUUACUCCAUGAAAGUCUCCAGAUCCUCCUACAUCUAGCUGGUAUUUUGGAGGCGACGUCCGACUCUGCUUUCUGUCUGAACACGUCGUCACAGUUUUCCGGAUGUUAGUCGCCCUCCAGUUAGAGUGAAAGUCGGUUAGUUUGUCCUGUUUGCAGAUUUAAUGUUAGAGCAACAUCUCCUCUAGUGGCAGAAAAAUGUGCAUAGAUGUAAAAACUGUUGUUCAUUUGUAAUAAAGCUUUUUUUUUCUAA
This is a messenger RNA of Acanthochromis polyacanthus (spiny chromis), 4605 nucleotides long. It is a transcript of the gene fzd3a, whose product is annotated as frizzled class receptor 3a. The transcript has 9 exons. Gene Ontology annotation, cellular component: plasma membrane. Lineage: Eukaryota; Metazoa; Chordata; Actinopteri; Pomacentridae. Gene Ontology annotation, biological process: canonical Wnt signaling pathway; non-canonical Wnt signaling pathway. Bases 449 to 2707 code for a protein of 752 amino acids. The record is from RefSeq and is a predicted model, not a curated record. Gene Ontology annotation, molecular function: Wnt receptor activity; Wnt-protein binding.